Molecule: messenger RNA, 2994 nt
Organism: Haliaeetus leucocephalus (bald eagle)
Lineage: Eukaryota; Metazoa; Chordata; Aves; Accipitriformes; Accipitridae
Gene: DNMT3A
Product: DNA (cytosine-5-)-methyltransferase 3 alpha
Exons: 22
Coding region: 107-2911 (934 amino acids)
Biological process (GO): negative regulation of DNA-templated transcription
Cellular component (GO): nucleus; cytoplasm
Molecular function (GO): DNA (cytosine-5-)-methyltransferase activity
Source: RefSeq, a predicted model, not a curated record
CUCCCGGACCCCCUCCUUGGCGCAGAGAGCCGGAGCGCGGCGGCGGCGGGGUCCGCUUUGGUGCUGAAGAGGCGACGGUCCCAGGCGCCUGCCCUCGCUCCCCACCAUGCCGUCCAGUGGGACCCUCGACGCCAGCAGCCCCGCUCCGAACCGCGAGGCGCUUGACACGCACAAGGGGGAAGAGGAGCCUGAGGAGAACCAGAGCAAGGAGGAGAAGCAGGAGCCGGGGACGCCCAUGAGGAAAGCCGGGCGGCCCGGGCGGAAGCGCAAGCAUGCCCAGGUGGAAAGCAGUGACACCCCCAAAGACAUCGCGGCUGUCCCCAAGUGCCCCCCACCCUGCCCAGAGGCCAGCCCCGCCGAGCCGCUGCCCAACGGGGACGUGGAGGGGGACGGUGCCCAGUGGAAGGGCGCAGAGGAGGGCGGCACGAGCCCUAAGGGCGGGCGCCCCGAGGAGGACGAGACGGAGAGCCUGCCGGACGGCGAGACGGGCCGGGCGCUGGAGAACGGCCGCUGCACCCCCAAGGAGGGCCUGGACGCCCCGGCCGAUGAGGGUGAGCUGGCCCCUUCCGACCCCCAGAAGAAACGCGGGAGGAGGAAACUCCUGGAGGCCGCAGAGAAAAGCAAGGAAGAGAAGGAAGAAAACAACUUCGACACCCUGAAAAUGGAGGGCUCCCGCGGGCGGCUGCGUGGCGGGCUGGGCUGGGAGUCGAGCCUGCGGCAGCGGCCCAUGCAGCGGCACACCUUCCAGGCCGGAGACCCCUACUACAUCAGCAAGAGGAAGCGGGACGAGUGGCUGGCCCGUUGGAAGAGGGAGGCGGAGAAGAAGGCAAAGGUGAUCGCCGUGAUGAACGUGGUGGAGGAGACGCCGCGGGCAGAGCCCCAGAAGGAGGAGGAGGCCAGCCCCCCUGCCUCGCAGCAGCCCACCGACCCUGCCUCACCCAACGUGGCCACCACGCCUGAGCCAGUGGUGGCCGAUGCCGUCGACAAGAACACCUCCAAGUCGGCUGACGACGAGCCUGAGUACGAGGAUGGCCGGGGCUUCGGUAUUGGCGAGCUGGUGUGGGGCAAGCUGCGCGGCUUCUCCUGGUGGCCCGGGCGCAUCGUCUCCUGGUGGAUGACGGGCCGGAGCCGGGCAGCCGAGGGCACCCGCUGGGUGAUGUGGUUCGGGGACGGCAAGUUCUCGGUGGUCUGCGUAGAGAAGCUCUUGCCGCUCAGCUCCUUUGCCAGCGCCUUCCACCAGGCCACCUACAACAAGCAGCCCAUGUACCGCAAAGCCAUCUACGAGGUGCUGCAGGUGGCGAGCAGCAGAGCAGGGAAGAUCUUCCCGGCGUGCCCCGAAAACGACGAGACGGACACCUCCAAGGUGGUGGAGAUCCAGAACAAGCAGAUGAUCGAGUGGGCCCUGGGCGGCUUCCAGCCCUCCGGCCCCAAGGGCCUGGAGCCCCCCGAAGAGGAGCGAAACCCCUACAAAGAAGUUUACACGGAGAUGUGGGUAGAGCCAGAAGCAGCUGCCUAUGCACCGCCCCCGCCCGCCAAAAAACCCAGGAAAAGCACAACAGAGAAGCCCAAGGUCAAGGAGAUCAUCGACGAACGCACCCGAGAGCGGCUCGUUUACGAGGUCCGGCAGAAAUGCAGGAACAUCGAAGACAUCUGCAUCUCCUGCGGGAGCCUCAACGUGACCUUGGAGCACCCUCUAUUUAUCGGAGGAAUGUGCCAAAACUGCAAGAACUGCUUCUUGGAGUGCGCAUACCAGUACGACGAUGAUGGCUACCAGUCCUACUGCACCAUCUGCUGCGGCGGCCGCGAGGUGCUCAUGUGCGGCAACAACAACUGCUGCAGGUGCUUCUGCGUGGAGUGCGUGGACCUGCUGGUGGGCCCGGGGGCGGCCCAGGCAGCCAUCAAGGAGGAUCCCUGGAACUGCUACAUGUGUGGCCAUAAGGGCGUCUAUGGGCUGCUGCGGCGGCGGGAGGACUGGCCCUCGCGCCUCCAGAUGUUCUUUGCCAACAACCACGACCAGGAGUUUGACCCACCGAAGGUGUACCCGCCGGUGCCGGCCGAGAAGAGGAAGCCCAUCCGGGUGCUCUCGCUCUUCGACGGCAUUGCCACAGGCCUGCUGGUGCUGAAGGACCUGGGCAUCCAGGUGGACCGCUACAUCGCCUCCGAGGUGUGUGAGGACUCCAUCACCGUGGGCAUGGUGAGGCACCAGGGCAAGAUCAUGUACGUCGGGGACGUCCGAAAUGUCACCCAGAAACACAUACAGGAGUGGGGCCCCUUCGACCUGGUGAUCGGGGGGAGCCCCUGCAAUGACCUCUCCAUCGUCAACCCAGCCAGGAAGGGGCUCUAUGAGGGCACUGGGCGGCUUUUCUUCGAGUUUUACCGCCUGCUCCAUGAAGCCCGGCCCAAGGAGGGCGACGACCGGCCCUUCUUCUGGCUCUUUGAGAACGUGGUGGCCAUGGGGGUGAGCGACAAGAGGGACAUCUCACGCUUCCUGGAGUCCAACCCCGUCAUGAUUGAUGCCAAAGAAGUGUCUGCAGCACACAGGGCACGGUACUUCUGGGGGAACCUUCCCGGGAUGAACAGGCCACUCGCGUCCACAGUCAACGAUAAGCUGGAGCUGCAGGAGUGCCUGGAGCACGGCAGGAUAGCAAAGUUCAGCAAAGUGCGAACUAUCACCACUCGCUCCAACUCCAUCAAGCAGGGCAAGGACCAGCAUUUCCCCGUCUUCAUGAAUGAGAAGGAGGACAUCCUCUGGUGCACGGAGAUGGAGAGGGUCUUCGGCUUCCCAGUGCAUUACACAGACGUGUCCAACAUGAGCCGCCUGGCCCGGCAGAGACUGCUCGGCAGAUCCUGGAGCGUGCCGGUGAUCCGCCAUCUCUUUGCUCCCCUGAAGGAAUACUUUGCCUGCGUUUAAGAGAGACAGACAGGAACUGGUGACACGGAGCGAGUCAGAAACAAAACCAUCCACGCCAAGAGAAGUGAAAACACGGAAUGAGA